AUGGAACUCAAUGGCCCCUUCUACCCUCUACGGCCUCGCCGCUACAGGCCUUGUCAGGGCCCAGUUUCUCCCAAAGCCAGUCCCGCCGCCUCUGUCAACGUGCCUUGGCGGACAGACGGCCAUGUGACGGGCAUAACACCGGUAUUGGUCUUGCUGCGGUUGGCGGCCUUCUCAAAUACCAUGCCUCCACGUCGUUCUGGCGUCGCGAUCGCAAUCUCCCCGUCUCGACAGGUCAUCCUCAACGCAGGCGUGGCCAUGGCCGAUUUCGUCAUCAACAAGGCGACUGGCCACGAGUCGACUUUCCCAGGUCAACUACCUAUCUACCGCGCUCUAGCCAUCCUCCUUCUUCCCAUUAUCAAGUCGAAGCGACAGGCCCAAGGCCAGGAAGAAUCACAAUAG
Penicillium lagena is the source of this 399-nucleotide messenger RNA. RefSeq names its product Short-chain dehydrogenase/reductase SDR. NCBI's taxonomy places the organism in Eukaryota, Fungi, Ascomycota, Eurotiomycetes, Eurotiales, Aspergillaceae. Bases 1 to 399 code for a protein of 132 amino acids. The record is from RefSeq and is a predicted model, not a curated record. The transcript has 2 exons.